This is a messenger RNA of Theileria orientalis strain Shintoku, 1854 nucleotides long. RefSeq lists its product as hypothetical. The record is from RefSeq and is a predicted model, not a curated record. The coding region runs from base 1 to 1854 and encodes 617 amino acids. NCBI's taxonomy places the organism in Eukaryota, Apicomplexa, Aconoidasida, Piroplasmida, Theileriidae. The transcript is spliced from 4 exons.
AUGGUGUGUUUUUUCAAAUGUCUAUGUUUGUGUUUGAUUGUGUUUACACAUCACUGCUCAGCAGAUAAUAGAAGGCUAUUUAAAGAUACAACACCAAUUGACGUUACUUAUUCAGAUUUUAAAAUAAAACAGAAGGAAUACGCCAUUUUAAAUGUAAACAACCACGCUCAGGGGCAAGAUAACAAUAUAAUUUGCCAAACGGCCAAGUGUGAUUACAAGUCAAACACGAUAUACAAUGUGACGAGUCCGGAGUGCGGUAACCAUUAUACGUGUCAGGAGUGUCCAGCGUCGUUCGGAAAUGACAUUUGCUACCUUGGCAUAACAAGCGAUGGCUGGGUUCUCGUGACUGAAGGCAGUUUGCAGAUUGUAAACAACAACAGAGUGUACACCAAUAACAGUAAGCCUAAGGAGCAGAAACCUGAGAAGCAGGGCUACGGAGACGAAUACGACGAGGACGAGGAGGCCUUUCUGCAGUUAAACAAUGAAGGUGAUGAUCUGUUCGACUAUCCGGGCACCAGCUUCGUGCACAAGUUCGUCGCCACUCAGACCUUCGCGUACAACGACCACCACGGCGAGAAGUGGCUUGCAGAGAAUAAGAGGCAGUGCCAGGUGGACAAGGAGGGGAACCUUGAUUUGUCGGUCAGGCUCAUUUUCCAGUACUUCAGGAGCCCCUUGGACGUCAGCUCUGACACGGGCCAGAACGCCAACCAGGAGCACUACCCGGACGAGAACAUGUCAGCAUUGGAGCUGAGCGAGGCCUCUGGGGCCGCCUCAGCCUCUAAUUCCGCAGGUGGUACUGCCUGUGGUUGUUCUAAGAAGACUAGUGCCGCUGGUGCCACGGGCGGUAAUGGCGGCGUAUCGCUAUUGCAAACCGCCUACUUCGGCGGGGACGAGGACGACGACGGCGGCGACGACGAUUCCGAGGGCGGGAACCUGUUCUCGACUGCCGCCAAGCGCGGCCUCAAGUUUUCCCUCAGGAAGGGCUCCGAGCUCAAAAAGAAGCUCGGGAACACCAUCAAGUUCCUGUACGAGAAGGCCCAGGUCAUGAUCACCAAGCCCGAGGUCCACAUCCACUUCGUGGUCGACGACAUUAGGAUUCGCAACUGCCGGCAGCCGCUCUCCUGGGCCGGCGAGAUGAGCUCCGGCGCCAUGCUCUUCGUGGCAAACCAGAACUUCAAGGUCCGCCACGACGCGCUGACCGUCGACUUUCUGAGGAAGGCCGUGCGCGCCCACGCGAGCGUCCGCGGCAUCUACGACCUCGCCUUCAACUCCUGCGUUCAGCUCCACUGCACCAAGAGCGCUCCUGCCGCUCUUCAGUACUUGACCUUCCCAUCGCAGGGUAAGAACUUCAGCAUCAGCAGCAAGCUCAUGGGCUACUUUAACCGCCCGAUGCCUCAGCCGCACCCUAUGCAGCUUAUCGCCGGUGCUCCAGCUCCUACCCACCCUCUGAGCACUCCUGUGGGCCCAGCUCUAGGCGCUCCUGCCUUCGCUGGUCUCGGCCCUCCUGGAGCUCCUGUGGCUGCUCCUGGCGUGCCUGGCCCAGGCGGUCUUCCUUCUGCCGCUGCGCUCAACGGUGUUAGCAACGCUGCAACCAUACACCUGCACGGCGCCCCUCCCAAGCCUGAUUCUCAGGCCGCUCCGCCAGGCGGCCAGCCUGGUCCUCAGAGUCCUUCGGCCACUCCCCCCAAAGCUCAGCCUGACACCAACCUUCCUGGGUUCAACGGUCCAGCCGCUCAUAACCUUGGCCUUUUCGGCGGCAUCGUUCAGAGUGAGGGCAGCAGGACUAGGUUCUACAUCUUCGUGGGCGUGGGAAUCCUCAUCAUACUACUGAUGGGAUAUUUCUUCUUCAAAUGA